Messenger RNA from Heterocephalus glaber (naked mole-rat), 4613 nucleotides. It is a transcript of the gene Ube3c, whose product is annotated as ubiquitin protein ligase E3C. Gene Ontology annotation, biological process: ubiquitin-dependent protein catabolic process; protein polyubiquitination. The record is from RefSeq and is a predicted model, not a curated record. Lineage: Eukaryota; Metazoa; Chordata; Mammalia; Rodentia; Bathyergidae. Gene Ontology annotation, molecular function: ubiquitin protein ligase activity; protein binding.
AAGGGCCGCCUGCCAGCAUCGCCGCCUCGCUCCCGCUGACAGGGCGGGAGCGCGGACCCCGCAGGUCCCGGCCUCGGCCCCGCCCCUAGACCCCCGAGCCAGGCCGCGCACAUGGGCUAGGGGGUGGCGAAGAUGUUCAGCUUCGAGGGUGACUUCAAGACGCGGCCCAAGGUGUCCCUCGGCGGCGCGAGCAGGAAGGAAGAAAAGGCUUCUCUUUUACAUCGCACCCAGGAAGAAAGAAGAAAGAGAGAGGAAGAAAGGCGGAGAUUGAAAAAUGCAAUAAUUAUCCAGUCAUUUAUUCGAGGCUACAGAGACAGAAAACAGCAAUACUCCCUCCAAAGAAGCGCAUUCGAUCGCUUUGCCAACGAGGCACAGUUGGGUGGCACCUUCUCCCUUGCCAGUGGCCCCAGCCUUACUCUCCUGGUGAGGCAGCUUCUGUUCUUUUACAAGCAGAGUGAAGACUCAAAGCGUUUGAUAUGGCUGUACCAGAACUUAAUCAAACACAGCUCUGUGUUUGUCAAGCAGUUGGACGGAUCUGAGAGACUGACAUGCUUGUUUCAGAUCAAGAGGCUGAUGAGUCUCUGUUGCAGGUUGUUGCAGAAUUGUACUGAUGACAGCUUGAAUGUUGCUCUCCCAAUGCGGAUGCUCGAGGUGUUUUCCUCUGAGAACACUUACUUGCCUGUCCUGCAGGAUGCCGGCUACGUGGUGUCAGUCAUUGAACAAAUAUUGCACUACAUGAUUCACAGUGGGUAUUAUAGGUCUCUUUAUUUGCUGAUUAACAGCAAGCUUCCAUCAAGUAUUGAAUAUUCUGAUUUGUCUCGAGUUCCUAUAGCAAAAAUUUUGUUGGAGAAUGUCCUAAAACCAUUGCACUUUAUGUACAACUCCUGUUUAGAAGGUGCAAGGCAGCAAGUUUUCUCGGCCUUCACAGAGGAGUUUCUGGCAGCACCUUUUACAGAUCAGCUCUUUCACUUCGUCAUCCCGACACUAGCAGAUGUACAGACCGCUUUCCCUUAUGAGCCUUUUCUGAAUGCACUGUUGUUACUAGAAAGUAGAUGUUCAAGCAGGAGUGCUGGAGCACCGUGGCUUUUCUAUUUUGUUUUAACUGUUGGCGAAAGUCAUUUGGGGAUGCUCUCCGAGGAGGGCCUGCUGGUGUACCUGCAUGUGCUCCAGACUUUCCUUUCCCAGCUGCCUGGCUCGCCUGCUGGUGCCAACUCCCACGAUACCUCCAGUGACUCUGAGGAUGAGAGUGAGGAAGCCAACCAGCGUGCCAGCCCUGAGAAUGGCCGGCUGUCCACUCCCUACAUCACCGAGGAGUGUCUCAAGAAGCUGGACACAAAGCAGCAGACCAACACCCUGCUGAACCUGGUGUGGCGGGACUCGGCCAGUGAGGAGGUCUUCACACGGAUGGCCUCCAUCUGCCACACACUAAUGGUGCAGCACCGCAUGAUGGUGCCCAAAGUCAGGCUUCUCUACAGUUUAGCCUUCAAUGCCAGGUUUCUGCGGCACCUUUGGUUUCUUAUCACUUCCAUGACUACACGGAUGAUCACAGGGUCCACAGUGCCAUUGCUCCAGGUGAUAUCCCGGGGUUCUCCCAUGUCUUUUGAAGACUCAAGUCGAAUCAUCCCACUCUUUUACCUCUUCAGCUCUCUGUUCAGUCAUUCGCUGAUUUCCAUACAUGAUAACGAAUUCUUUGGUGACCCCAUAGAAGUCGCAGGUCAGAGACGAUCUUCCAUGAUGCCUUUCACGCUGGAGGAGCUGGUCGUGCUGUCUCGCUGCCUUCGAGAUGCUUGCCUGGGGAUCAUCAAGCUGGCCUACCCAGAAACAAAGCCAGAGGUUCGGGAAGAGUACAGCGCAGCCUUCCGGAGCAUCGGCGUCACGACUAGCUCUGAGAUGCAGCAAUGCAUUCAGAUGGAACAGAAGCGCUGGGUUCAGUUGUUCAAGGUUAUCACCAAUCUAGUGAAAAUGCUGAAGUCCAGGGAUACCAGGAGAAACUUUUGUCCUCCAAAUCACUGGCUGUCAGAACAAGAAGACAUUAAAGCAGAUAAGGUCACCCAGCUGUACGUGCCAGCGUCUAGACACGUGUGGAGGUUCCGUCGGAUGGGGAGGAUCGGCCCACUGCAGUCCACUCUGGAGGUGGGAGUGGAGUCACCACCACUGUCGGUGUCUGAGGAGCGGCAGCUCGCCAUCCUGACAGAACUGCCCUUCGUGGUCCCCUUUGAGGAGCGUGUGAAGAUCUUUCAAAGGUUGAUUUAUGCAGAUAAGCAAGAAGUUCAAGGAGAUGGUCCAUUUCUGGAUGGAAUUAAUGUCACAAUAAGAAGAAACUAUAUUUAUGAAGAUGCUUAUGACAAACUUUCCCCAGAAAAUGAACCUGAUUUAAAAAAGCGAAUCCGUGUGCACUUGCUCAAUGCCCAUGGCCUGGAUGAAGCCGGAAUCGAUGGUGGUGGUAUUUUCAGAGAGUUUUUAAAUGAACUCCUGAAGUCAGGAUUUAACCCCAACCAGGGGUUCUUUAAGACUACUAAUGAAGGGCUUCUGUACCCCAGCCCUGCUGCUCAGAUGCUUGUGGGAGACUCUUUCGCCAGACAUUACUACUUCCUGGGCAGGAUGCUGGGAAAGGCUCUCUAUGAAAACAUGCUGGUGGAGCUGCCCUUUGCUGGCUUCUUCCUGUCUAAGCUGCUGGGGACCACCGCAGACGUGGACAUCCACCACCUGGCCUCCCUGGACCCUGAGGUCUACCGGAACCUGUUAUUCCUCAAGAGCUAUGAGGGGGACGUGGAGGAGCUCGGGCUCAACUUCACCGUGGUGAACAACGACCUGGGGGAGGCCCAGGUGGUUGAACUGAAAUUUGGUGGGAAAGAUAUCCCUGUAACCAGUGCCAACCGCAUUGCCUAUAUCCAUCUGGUGGCUGACUACAGGCUGAACAAGCAGAUCCGCCCGCAUUGCCUGGCAUUCCGACAGGGCCUGGCCAACGUCGUCAGCCUGGAGUGGCUGCGGAUGUUUGAUCAGCAGGAAAUUCAGGUAUUAAUUUCUGGUGCACAAGUUCCCAUAAGUCUCGAGGACCUAAAAUCCUUUACAAACUAUUCAGGAGGCUAUUCUGCUGAUCAUCCUGUCAUUAAGAUCUUUUGGAGAGUUGUAGAAGGUUUCACUGAUGAAGAAAAGCGCAAAUUGCUCAAGUUUGUUACGAGUUGCUCUCGGCCCCCUCUCUUGGGUUUUAAGGAGCUGUACCCUGCGUUCUGCAUCCACAAUGGGGGCUCCGACCUGGAGCGGUUGCCCACAGCCAGCACCUGCAUGAACCUGCUGAAGCUGCCCGAGUUCUACGACGAGGCACUGCUGCGCAGCAAGCUGCUCUAUGCCAUUGAGUGUGCAGCUGGCUUUGAGCUGAGCUGAGUGGGCCAGGCAAGCUGGACCAACUGGACCGCACCGAGCGCCCGGCCGCACCCAUGGGUCUCCCAGAUGCCCGCCUUUUUCCUGCCCUCCUCCCCCCAUCAUCUCUUAGAUGAUUUUUAUCACACGUGGUCACAUAUUUAGAUGAACACUGCUUUUCAGAGAACUUAAGUAACUAUUGUUGUGUGCCGUGUGGCUGAUUGAGUAACUCUCCAAGAAGAGCACAGUCUUAGACCAGUGGCAACCCCGUGAAAUUAACCAAAGAUGAAGCUGUGGUUCUGCUGACCCGGAGCAGGUCCCCCGGCUGCAGCCCCUGGCCCUUGCUGCAGUCUGCAGAGACGGGGAUCUAGCCAGUACCACUAGUUUCUCCUGCGGUUGAUGGUUUACAGGCCUGGUUGUUAGAACUGCUGCCUUUGCCCAGAGUGGUUAGGUCUGGAGAACAGAUAACUAUAGUGUUACUUUGUGCUUUUUAAGCCAUUCCCCUAGGAGGGACUAGCAUGCUCGUGUUCCGUGUCACAUUGACUGCAUCGUGAUGGCUUGGGUAUUGCUGUGUGGGUAUGCGGUGGGUGCCUCGAUCCUCACUCGCUCAUUUUUGUCUCCACUCUUCUGGGAGAGCUGGGGCAGAGGAGGAGGGUCCCUGCACCGAGCCUGCAUGCCUCCUGCAGUGAAUGGUGUCUAGGGAGAGUAUUAAAGUUAUUUGAACCAAAGUAGCGGGCUGCGUCUGUCCAUGACCACACACCCCUCCAGGCCUGGGCCACACCACCCCUCCUGGGCAUCUUGGGGUAACACAUGGGCCCUCCGUGCCCUCCGCCCCGUGCUGCUGCUUGGACUUGAAGACAGCGUCCUUGGUGCACUGGGGGUGGAAGUAUUGGGAGAUUCUCACAUAGGCACUUUAUUGGGACCUGACUCGUCACUGGGCAACCUCAGCUUCUGCCAACAGGCAGGAGCACCAGCUAUGGCUCAGAGCAUGCGGUGUGGGCCACACGUGUGGAUGCUGGAGAGGAGGAGGACCCCCGCCUGACCUCACAAAGCCUAGUGUCGCAGGGCAGGGCUCUGGGGCUGCUGUAAGAUUCACCAGAACUAGCAAUAUACUUCUCAGUGUGCAGAAACUGAUGACACUUUUAAGACAAUGACCAUUGAAACAAAUGUAUAAUUUCUUAAUUUGAAAAUAAAUUGUGUUUAAAUGCUAUUUGUAGUCUUGAUAUACAGAAAUAAAUAGUGUUUAUCUUCGG